Messenger RNA from Dacryopinax primogenitus, 1029 nucleotides. Its product is annotated as acid protease. Gene Ontology annotation, molecular function: aspartic-type endopeptidase activity. The transcript has 3 exons. The record is from RefSeq and is a predicted model, not a curated record. Gene Ontology annotation, biological process: proteolysis. Bases 1 to 1029 code for a protein of 342 amino acids. NCBI's taxonomy places the organism in Eukaryota, Fungi, Basidiomycota, Dacrymycetes, Dacrymycetales, Dacrymycetaceae.
AUGUCUUUCCCCCUCACUUUAUGUCCUGGACUGACGACUCUCAGGGCCAACGACGCCUCUUACGUUGCAUCUAUCUCCAUCGGUACACCGCCCCAGCAGUUUGAAGUGGACAUUGAUACCGGCAGUCCGGACUUCUGGGUUCUCUCCACCUACUGCAAGAUCAUAGUCCUUCAGGGCUCCUCAGCCUACAAAACUGGGCAAGCCUGUUCCACCAGCCUGGGAGGCGUUGGCCGCAGCUCCCGCACACUGGUGAACACGACCAAGGACUUCGUAGAGACUUACGGGGACGGCGCCGUCCAGGGCUGGGUGGUAUCAGACGAUGUCACCCUGGCGGGGCUGACGCUGUCUAACCUCAAAUUCGGGGUGGUGGAGUACGCGACGGCCGACUUUGGGCUCGCAUCGGAAUCCAGCGGAGGGGGGCUAUUAGGCUUGUCCCCAAGUGGUCUCUCGUCCAUAGGCGCCCCCAACCCCGUAGAAGCACUGCACACCGCCGGCCUCAUCCCAGCCCCGAUCAUAUCCCUCAAACUCUCCCCCCCCUCUGGUGGAGAGCUAACCUUCGGGGCCCUUGAUCCCAGCGCCUAUAUCCGCAGCACGCUAGUGACUCUCCCCUCCGAGGGCUCCGACUUCUGGGCAGCUUCCAUCCGGGCAUUGUCCGUCAAUGGCCAUGCUGUGAAGCUUAGCGCCCAAGAUGUGAUAUUCGACACGGGCACGACGCUCCUCUACGGUCCCUAUGCGGACAUCUCCGCCCUCCACUCCCAGAUCCCGGGCUCCUCUUCCGCCCAGGGCAACUUCGUCGUACCGUGUAAUCCGAACGCAUCUGUAGUGUUCAACUUUGGCGGACAGGGGUUCUCGCUGCAGAGCGAGGACUUGCCGUGGGAGGAAACGGGCGAAGAGGGGCUCUGUUUGAGCGGAAUUCAGGCGCUGGAAUAUGGUCCGGCGUCGUGGGUUAUGGGAGACGUGUUCCUGAGGAACGUCUACAUGUCGCUGGAUUUUCGCGCGAAUACUAUCCAGCUCGCGAAGCUGGCCUGA